AUGUCGACCUAUCACUCGAGUUCAGACGAAGAACAUGUUCAACAAUCAGGCUACACCUUCAGACCUUCCCAUCAAUCGUUCCUCCGCGAGAAGCUCGAUGGAUACGUUGGCGCAGAGAAAAAAAAAAAGAGCAAGUACGUGAAGAAGGUGGCCAGUCACUUGCAGAAGGAGAUAGAAGAGUCGUCAGGAAAUGAGAUGACCCAGGAGGAAUUUCGUAGGUUGAAAGAGGCUGUACGCCUUUGGUUUCAGCAUCAAUCAGGUCCUCAGAAGAAACUCAAAGAGAUAUGGGAUUGCCGGUGGAACUCGCGGCUAGUCUUUAUGAGGCUAAACGCGGCGAAGAUCAAGGCAUUGGCUCAUCGUAUGGUUGGUGGAGAGGUUGACGUCGACCAAUUUUUGGAAGACUGGGACAGAGGCGAGGUAGAUGAUGUGGAUGGGGAGCAGGGGAAAGGUCGGAACCCCAAGACGAAAGGAAAGAAGGGAGGUGAAGAUGACUGGUUUUUCAAUCAUUAUCAGGCAGCAGCGUCUCUUCUCAUCAAAGAAUUACCGGAGACAGAGAAAGCUCACUAUGCUGCGGUCGCGGAGAAGUGGAAGAAGCAAGGGCCUCCGGAGGAGCAACAGAGCAAGUUGGCAGAUAAGGCGGCGACGAAGAAGGCUUACUCGUUUGCAAAGUUUGUUGACAAACAGCUCAACGGCGUUGCAGUCAUGUUGUUAGGAUGGAAAGGCGAGGAUGGCAAGCCUACUGCUGUCAAAGUGGAGUUCACAGAGGAACUGGGCAGGGGUCCCAAUUUCAUCGACGUCCAGCAGAAGAAGAUUGAGUCUAUGUUCAGAGACUUCAAGUCGUAUGUCUGGAAACUGUAUAACGACGACAGCGACGCUGAGGAAGAUGAUUGGGUCAAAACUAAGAACCUGAAGAAGCCCAUCAUGGAGAUGAGAACCAACGAAUACGGGGAGCCCUUCCUUCCCAACCCCAAUACCAGGAAGAUGGGCGAGCAGCGGGGGGACUGGUAUGCUCGUGCCUUGCGAUCCUUCUUCAUCUACCACUACGGUGAGCACUUCCGCCCUUUGAUUUACCGGUCCCUGAUUGAGCGCAUUCCAGCUUGCUCCUCCAACAACAGCCCUGAACACGUACGGUUCCCCUGGUCGAAACUUGAAGAGAACAAGAGGGCCUUCAUCAAGCCUGGGUUCUUACCAGAUGACUGCCUGGAUUUGCUCAAGGAGCCUUCGGACAUGAAGGUUGCCGCCCGUGUCCAGGUUUUCGACUACCUUUACGAGCGUCAGCGGGAGGCUAGGGAAGUGCCGUCCAAGGCGAACCAGCAGACUUUCGAGAUUUCGUGUUAUGUCGACAGAUGGGGCGAACUUCAGAUCAGGGCUCCCAGGAAAAAAAAAAACAGGUCGACUGAUUCAACUGACAGUGAUCUGGAGAUGGAGAUUUUCAUCAACAGGGUGCGAAAGGAGGACUCGGCGAGAGGGAGAGGGAGGGACGAAGAACCUGUGUCCCAUGGAUCUAAGAAGAGGAAGAAGGGUGAUUCUGAUCGACGUGAAGAUUCUAACCUUGGGGCAGAGAAGACUCCCCGAUCUCACACCAUGAACAACCUGCAGGCGUCUGCUGCCAAAAACCCGUUUCAACUUAGAUUUUCAAGGUGGAUCAACGAUGACGGGGAUCAUGAUUCCCGGUCGGGUGUUGCGGGUCAGGAUCGCUACGAUGACCUGGGGGGGGAUGGGGAUCAUGGUGGGCAGGAUGAUGGCAUGGGGUCGGAUGACAUAGGUCGGAAUUGCAAUGACGACUUUGGCGGAGAUGGGGGUAGCAGUGAUGAUGACGACUUGUGGGAUCGUGAUAGUGAUGAAGACUUAGGUGGAGAUGGGGAUCGUGGGGAGCAGGGCCAUGGCAUGGGGUUGGAUGAUGCAGGUCAGGAUCCUGACCGAGAUUUGGGCGGAGAUGAGGAUAAUGAUGAGGAGGGUGAUGACAUGGAGGAUGAUGUAGAUGCCGAAGAAGGCCGCAGAUUUGACAAUGGGGUUAGGGAUGCUGACGACAACGAUUUCGACAACGAUGGAGUUGAUGACAUCGAACAGGAAACGCCUCCACAGCGCCCGCCGGAGGACCGCUACCAGGGAAGGCGCACUCGCUCGAGGUCGCAGGCUCAAGAUGCAUUGGAGGAAGGGGCGAGCGAGGAUGAUAGUGAUCAACCAUCAAGCUUCCAAGGCAUCAGAACGAGACGUCAGCGUCGCGAGGAUGCACAUCCUAAGUCGACUGAUGAAAGGUCGCGGACUACUCGCAAUCGACAGACUGCUGCAAACCCAGAAAACGCUAAACCCGUCGGCAAGAGGAAGGAUUAUCCGGUCCCGUUGACGAGCCCAUCCAAGCGCCCGCGGGUUGAAGCUUCCACUCAAUCAAAGUCAUCGAGUCACAAAAAAACUAGUCAAACCAGCAAGAGGGAAGCACCCCCUCCUCGGACUCCUAAGAGACAGAAACCUGCUGCGAAUGGAAGGAAGGAGGCUGUAACGCCAAAGAAGAGGGUUGCUGGACGGCGAUGA
Messenger RNA from Coprinopsis cinerea okayama7#130, 2532 nucleotides. RefSeq lists its product as hypothetical. Lineage: Eukaryota; Fungi; Basidiomycota; Agaricomycetes; Agaricales; Psathyrellaceae. The transcript has 4 exons. The coding region runs from base 1 to 2532 and encodes 843 amino acids. The record is from RefSeq and is a predicted model, not a curated record.